Molecule: messenger RNA, 1602 nt
Organism: Acomys russatus (golden spiny mouse)
Lineage: Eukaryota; Metazoa; Chordata; Mammalia; Rodentia; Muridae
Gene: Btnl2
Product: butyrophilin like 2
Exons: 8
Coding region: 1-1602 (533 amino acids)
Biological process (GO): regulation of cytokine production; T cell receptor signaling pathway
Cellular component (GO): external side of plasma membrane
Molecular function (GO): signaling receptor binding
Source: RefSeq, a predicted model, not a curated record
AUGACAGAUUGUCCUGGGUACAGUCUAUCUGGUGUGGCUGCCUCCUUCCUCUUCCUCCUGCUGACUAUAAAGCACCCAGAUGACUUUAGAGUCGUCGGUCCUGCCGUCCCUGUCCUGGCCAAAGUCGGGGAAGACGCCCUGCUAACGUGUCAGCUCCUCCCCAAGAGGACGACGGAGCACAUGGAGGUGAGGUGGUACCGCUCCGACCCCGACACGCCUAUGACUGUGUACCGGGAUGGAGCUGUGGUGACUGGACUACAGAUGGAGGGGCUCGGAGGCCGGGCAGAGUGGACCGAGGACAGCGCUGAGGAGGGGCGUGUGGCUCUGAAGAUUCACCAGGUCCAGCCAGGUGAUGAUGGACAGUACUGGUGCCGCUUCCAGGAGGGGGACCAGUGGAGAGAGGCAAGCGUGCUGCUCCAAGUGGCAGCCCUAGGAUCCUCCCCAGACAUCCACAUGGAGGGACCCGGAGAAGGAAGGCUCCAGCUCGUGUGCCUGUCCCAGGGCUGGUUCCCUGAGCCCGAGGUCUAUUGGGAGGGCAUCACGGGAGAAACACUGGUCAGUUUCUCUGAGCAUCACAUGUCAGGUGAAGAUGGGCUGUUCUAUGUGGAAGGCACGCUAGUGGUCAGGAAUGACACAGAAGAGACCAUUUCGUGCUCCAUCUACAACCAACGUCUCAAAGAGUCCAGGGAGGCCACCAUCGCUCUGCCAGAGAAACUCCAGACAGAGCUGGCUUCCUCGAGGGUAGUUGGACCUCCCCAGCCCACCCUUGUCCGAGUCGGAGACAACAUAGAACUAACUUGUCACCUGUCACCUCAGACUGAUGCUCAGGGCAUGGAGGUGAGGUGGCUCCGGUCCCACUAUUACCCGGCAGUCCACGUGUAUGUGGACGGGGCCCACGCGGCUGGAGAGCAGAUGGCAGGAUACAGCGGGAGGACUGCGGUGGUGACCGACGCCAUCCACGAGGGAAAACUGACCCUGCAGAUCCGCGAUGCCCGACCUUCUGACGAUGGGCAGUACCGGUGCCUUUUUGGAAAAGAUGGUGUUUACCAGGAGGCCCGUGUGGCGGUACAGGUGAUGGCGGUGGGUUCCACGCCACGGAUCACCAGGGAGGUCCGGCAGGACGGAGGCGGGCAGCUGAGGUGUACGUCCGAUGGGUGGUUCCCACGGCCCCACGUGCAGUGGAGGGACAGAGAUGGAAGGACGCUGCCGUCAUCCUCUGAGACCUUUCGUCAAGGGAGCCAGGAUCUGUUCCAGGUGGAGACGCUCCUGCUGGUCAGGAACAGCUCCACGGUGAAUGUGACCUGCGCAGUCAGCCUCCCUCAGGGCCAGGAGAGAGCUGCGCGCUUCCCUCUCUCGGACUCCAAGAUAGCUCUGCUGUGGAUGACCCUGCCUGUCUUGGUGCUGCCCCUCGCCAUGGCUAUGGACCUGCUCAAGGUGAAAUGCCGUAGGACAGAGAAAAACCACAGCAGCAGUCAGGAGAAUCACAAAGGUGCCGAAAGCCACAUGCGAGGGCUUCCUCUGACAAGAGGCCCUGUGCAAGCGCACUGCACCCCACUUCCUGACAAGAGGCUCCGUGCAAGCGCACUGCACCCUACUUCCUGA